Salvia splendens (bonfire salvia) is the source of this 1361-nucleotide messenger RNA. RefSeq names its product remorin 4.1. The coding region runs from base 186 to 992 and encodes 268 amino acids. The transcript has 2 exons. NCBI's taxonomy places the organism in Eukaryota, Viridiplantae, Streptophyta, Magnoliopsida, Lamiales, Lamiaceae. The record is from RefSeq and is a predicted model, not a curated record.
UUAAGAAGAAUGAACUCUUCCAUAAUAUCCAAAUUCAAGUGUUGAAGGAAAGAGAGCAAUCAAUUCCAAAAACGUAGCAUCAAUUUGCAUGCAUGUGUGGCUCAUAUCCUCCACUUUUUUCUUUGAUUAAAGAUGAUUAGUGAAUCCAUCAUCAAAAAAGUGACACACAAAAAAGACUACUAGAUAUGUCGAGCGAUCAAAGAGUUUUGUCCCUAGCAAACACCUUCCAGGAUGGAGACGGAGACGAAGACGGCGGAGGCUCCCCGGCCGUCAGGGACAUCCAUGCCCUGACGCCGCCCCGCGCCCCACGCCUCCGCGAGGCGUGGGAGACGGGUAGUCAUAGGUCAUCCUCCCUCUCAGUAGCGUCAAACGCUACUGAGGGCGGGGGCGAGAACUUCACUAGCAUGAGCAGGGAGUUCAACGCCCUCGUCGUAGCUGGGGCCACCAUCAAUGGGCCCAACCAACACGAGUCGGGCCCAUUGGGCAGGAUUAGGGAGGAGGGGAAUUUCCAAGUGGAGACAAACCCCUUGGCGAUUGUGCCGGACACUGGGACGCUGGAUCUUGUGCAAUCGCCAAGGGGCGAGUCUGGCGGCGACAGACAUGCGCCUGUCGCUGCCAGCGCGGGAGGAGAGAUGUCGGUGCAUCGGGUGAAGAAAGAGGAGGCGGAGUCGAAGAUUUAUGCUUGGCAAAAUGCCAAAGUUGCGAAGUUUAAUAACCGGUUUAAGCGUGAGGAAGCCAUAAUCAAUGGAUGGGAAGGGGAGCAAGUGCAGAAGGCCACUUCUUGGAUGAAGAAAGUUGAGAGGAAAUUGGAGGAGAAAAGAGCAAAAGCCCAAGAGAAAAUGCAGAAUGAGAUUGCAAAAGCACACAGAAAAGCAGAGGAAAGAAGAGCUUCUGCUGAGGCCAAGAGAGGCACCAAAGUGGCCAGAAUUCUUGAAAUAGCAAACUUGAUGAGGGCCGUUGGUCGGCCGCCUGUCAAGCGCUCCUUCUUCUGAAACGGCACGGCACCACCACCAGCUAUGUAAUAUGUAAAUAUAGUUUGCAGUCAGUGUACAUUAUAAAACAAGAAGAAGCAAGUUUGGUUGGUCAUACUUAUUACUAUAGACAUGAUGUUGAAGAGGAUUUUAAACCCCCUCAGUAUUGAACCUUAUAGGGGUGUUUUAAUCCGAGUUGCAAGAAUUGGUACAAAAUUGUAGCAAUGUGAGUGUUGGUGUUUGUGUUAGGGUUUAGGGUUCUGAGAGACUGAUUGGCAUGUUUCUUUGUCGACAAAUUAUUUUGUCUAAGCAUUUUUUGUUGGCAUUGUUCUUACAUCAUUGAUAAUUUGAUAGUAUAAUUAAUGUGUUGUUAUGUAGUUUGGUAAGUGA